AUGAAGUUCUUCGCCGCCGCCGCUCUCUUCGCUACCAGCGCCAUGGCUGCUGUCUGCCCUACUGGCCUCUACUCAAACCCUCUCUGCUGUUCCGACAACGUCCUCGGCCUCAUUGGUAUUGAUUGCAGCACUCCCACCGUCUCCCUUGGCGAUAAUGCUGCCCUUUUCCAGGCCAACUGUGCUUCCAAGGGCAAGCAGCCCCUUUGCUGUGUUGCUCCCGCUGCCGACCAAGGUAUUCUCUGCCAGAAGCCCGCUGGAACCCUGUAA
Messenger RNA from Trichoderma breve, 267 nucleotides. RefSeq names its product fungal hydrophobin domain-containing protein. The transcript has 3 exons. Gene Ontology annotation, cellular component: extracellular region. The record is from RefSeq and is a predicted model, not a curated record. NCBI's taxonomy places the organism in Eukaryota, Fungi, Ascomycota, Sordariomycetes, Hypocreales, Hypocreaceae. The coding region runs from base 1 to 267 and encodes 88 amino acids.